Messenger RNA from Megalops cyprinoides (Indo-Pacific tarpon), 1188 nucleotides. Its product is annotated as TNFAIP3-interacting protein 1-like. The transcript has 10 exons. The coding region runs from base 110 to 1108 and encodes 332 amino acids. The record is from RefSeq and is a predicted model, not a curated record. Gene Ontology annotation, biological process: regulation of transcription by RNA polymerase II; cellular response to lipopolysaccharide. NCBI's taxonomy places the organism in Eukaryota, Metazoa, Chordata, Actinopteri, Elopiformes, Megalopidae.
GUGUGGAGCGCAAUACGGUUUGUUUCAGUGCUCUGUCUGUCUGUACAUUGUGAAGGCUGUGCCCGUUUUGGAGAGGAAUCAGAGGACCUCUGUGGAAGCUAGAAGCGACAUGUCAAGAGAGUCUCCUAACAGCACCGCAGAGGUUGUAGGAUCAAAGCCCGGUCUCGGCAUCACGAUCCCAGAGGACGUUCAGCGACGACUCGGCAUUCUGGAAACGCAAAAGCGUGAGCUUCUCGAAGUCAACAGGAAAUGGGAUGAGCAGUACCGAAACAUGAAGAAGCACUACGAAUCCAAGAUUAUGGAGUUGCGGAGGAAGCUCGCGAUCUGUGACGCAAGUGCGCCUGAGGAAGAGGAGCCCGAGAGGAAGCGCACAGACCUCGAAGAGAGGCUGCUUCAGGCCGAGCAAAACACGGAGGCGGUGCUGAAACGAAACUCCGUGGUCAGUGCGGAUUUACUGGAAGCUGAGAGGCAAACGCGGCGCCUGAGGCUGCAGAACGCAACUCUGACCAGGAGGGGGCAGCAUCAGGAGAGCGAGAUCAGGCGGCUCAACGAGGUACUCAGGGAAGCUCUGCUCUCCACGCAAGAUGAGGCCAGGACACGGGCGGAGGUCCUGACGCAUCAGCUGCAGAUCUACGAGGAGGACUUCCUGAAGGAGAGGGCGGACCGCAGGAGGCUGAGGGAGAGAAACGCGGAGCUGGAGAGGAGGGUGGCCGCGCUCCGCGCCGAGCUGGAGCUGGCCAGGUCGCAGGUGACCGGGACAUCCCCCGCUGCGCCCAAACCGUGGCGCCCAGCCCCCUGCAGUGGUUGCCAUGGAGCCAGCCGUCUCUCUCCAGCUGCGGGGGUCAACGUUUGCGCCCUGUCCCAUCAGCCCGUCCCCCCCCCACCGGCCUCCUGUCGCAACAUGUGCCCCCCAAACGUCACCCCCACAACACCAGCGCCACCAGCCACCAGCGAAGCCCUCCCUCUCCAGACCCCCCUUCUCGAGACAGCCACGGCGCUCCCUGGACUCCCCAUAAGAGCAAAGGCACUACAAGGGCUACAGAGACUACAGAGCACUAAGAGAUGGGCUUUGCUUUUUUGUAAAGCAAUAAUAUUGAAAAUGUUAUAAAAUAUUUUUGAAAGGAUAUGUAAUAACUUAAUUGUAUUUACUAACUUAAUGUUUUGUAAACAUGUAUAUCUUCAAUAUAU